Mycosarcoma maydis (corn smut) is the source of this 3174-nucleotide messenger RNA. RefSeq lists its product as uncharacterized. The transcript has a single exon. Gene Ontology annotation, biological process: SNARE complex assembly. Gene Ontology annotation, molecular function: SNARE binding. Gene Ontology annotation, cellular component: endosome; lytic vacuole. NCBI's taxonomy places the organism in Eukaryota, Fungi, Basidiomycota, Ustilaginomycetes, Ustilaginales. The record is from RefSeq and is a predicted model, not a curated record. The coding region runs from base 1 to 3174 and encodes 1057 amino acids.
AUGUCAGAGGCGACACAUUUGCGCGGCGCAUAUGCUGACAACAAGCUCAUUCGCGCCGCAAUUCAUCAAGAACAGCGCCGAAUAGGGCACAUCUGCGCUAUCCUGGUUCGCAAUUUGUCUCUUCGACCAACUCGAGACCGCGCUCUUCAAACACUUACUUCCCAAAGACCCGGCAGAUUGGAUCGAUACCACACCACCUCAGAUGAUGCCGACCUGACGCAUACCAUCGCGCGAUCCAACAGCAAGGGAAAGGAAAAAACCAACCAGUCGAGCCGCCGUCGAAGAAGCGCUAGCUGGAGUAGACUUAGCAAUCAUGGCUCUUCCGACGACGACCACCGAGAGGACGCCGAUCACCUCGAUACUAGUUCCGCGUCGACAUCCACAGCCACAAAGUCGCAGAUCAACAUCAACCAUCGAAACGGAAGAGGUCGUUCUGCGUUGCUCAUCAAUCAUCGUCGCACAUCUGAUCACGAGCUGACCUCUUCCUCGUCACUUGCAUCCACCUCAGAUGGCGCACACAGCAUCGACGCUAGUCCACGCCCUAUUCUCAAGCGAGCCUCUAGCACUCGAGAUGGCAGAGACGCUCGCAUAUACGGUGGAUCGCCCGCCAGCGCGUCCAACACCAGCUUCCUCGACGAGCUCGGUGCCAACACCACCAUGCUCUCGAGAUCUGACUCUCGCAGCUCCUCUCAUUCUUCUCAUACCAUUCGUAGGCCUUCACAUAGGGCAAGGACCACCAGCAUGACCUCGUCGAGCAGUGUUCGUAGCGUCCGCUUCGACGAGUCUCGGUUCGCAGGUAACAACAAUGCUAGACGUACGUCACGUAUCUCUGGCCGUCUCAGUGCAGCUCCGCGCUAUCCGCUUUUUUCUCAAAAGAGUCUCGCUCAGAUCAUGAAGGAUCGCAUGCUGGAAUGCCAUGUCGAGCUCUCAAUCGGGUCUGGAAAAGACGAUCGACUGAGCGCCACUGCAUCAGCCGCCAUGAAUUAUGUGACAGACCAAGGUUCAGAGCGGGGUGCAGACUCUGAGAAUUUGCAGGUUUUCUAUCGGACGUCCAACUCCAAGCCCGGCCUACAUCACUCUUGGGGAUAUCAAAGCGGCGACCCCAUCAUUCCCGAGCGCGAUUUUCGUGUUGAUUCAAACGGUUCGAGCGACGUCCAUCCGCUGGAAGCAUCUACGCUCAGCAUCAAAGUCUAUGCCAGGACGCCUCCUGCAGACACGGACAAUGUCGGCCCUCAGCGAGGCGCUCAGACUGCCAAAGCGGACGCACCAGACUGGAAGCUCGUAUGUCAAACAAGCGCUGAUCUUCGCGAUCUUGAGCCCUUACCGGGAAACAUGCAAAGCGUCAACCUGUCGCUUCCGCCCAAUUCCAUUUUGCUUGGUCUUGCGCCUGGAGCCAAUUCGCUAUCUGGACGUGCGAAUAUUGCUUCGUCCGAUUCGUACAGAAAUAUGGACUCCGAGGCAUCCGAAGAGGCGAAAAGUGGUCCAAAGCUUAAUCGGAGCACUAGCGAGAGAGAGGCAGAGAGGACGCAACACAUUCUUGAAAGUAUUGUUUACUAUGUGGUGCCGCUCCAUAUGUCCCAAAAGCUAGAUGCCGCCCACGCGAUCGGCGCAGUGUCGACAAUAGAUGAAGCUGCUGAUGCCAGCCGAGGACACAGAAACAAAGACGGCAGUUCGAGCCAUUCGCCAACUCUCUUUCGCCACACAUCACUCGACCACUAUGCCUCCGAUCCAGAGAGCGCACCGAGUCGCAAAGCUGUUUCUGCACCAGCCUCAGAGCAGGUCGCUGCUACGUUGGAUUCUCUAGCACUUCCAUCGGUAGCAAUCGCUGCGACACCCGACGCACGACGACGAGAGCGGCGCAAAGCAUUCGAAGAUGAGCAGAGGCGCGUACUGGAGCUCAGCUUGCGCGAGACCAAGAUGAUGCCGAGUUAUACACUCAACGAUGCAAAACACGUAGCGAAAAAGCAGGCCGAACUGCAGCAUCUAUCCGACCAAGUGCAAGAGCUUAGACGAGUCAAUGGCGACCUACUCAGCGAAGUGGAUGGCUUCGUGCAGCUUCGACUCAGGUACGAGCAGCAGAAAGCUAGAUACAGCGCGGUGAGGCAAAUGGCUCUGGACGAGGCGGAUCAACUGCAGCGCAAGAGGACCGAGCUGACAGAGAGAAAGGCUGCGCUCGAGGCUCGGCGACGAGCAAUCCUGGCCUCCCAGUCGCUCUUUGAAGCUGUGGAGACAACAUCACGUCAGCUCAAGGAAGACGUGCAGACGCUCAACAUCGAAAAGGCACACGUAGCAUUGCAGUUGCACGUUCAGCAGGCGUCCAUGCUGCGGGAUCUCGAGGCUAUCUUUCCCAUCGAACUAUCAGACGCCUCAUCGCUACUGUUUUCUAUCUGUGGUCUGCCACUUCCCAACGCGGUGCCCUCGAUCCCAGCCUCCGAGCUGGCAAACGAGGAAAGACGAUGGAAGGACACCAUCAAGCGUCACGUUCCAGCAUCGACUCGACCCGUGUUCCAUCCGUUUGACGACGAAACCAUCAGCAGCGCUCUGGGUCUGGUUGCUCAACUUGUCAUGUUGCUCAGCACCUACCUUGCCACUCCGAUCCACUAUCCGUUAGCAACAGCAGGCAGUCGCGCGGUGGUGCAGGACGGCAUCUCGCUCAUGAGCGGUCCUCGUGCAUUUCCGCUGUACGCCAAGGGUAUGGAGCGAUACAGAUACGAGUACGCAGCGUUUUUGCUCAACAAGGACAUCGAGCAGCUGAUGAACGUCCAUUCCGUCACGGUCAUCGAUAUCCGCCAUACGCUGCCAAAUUUGAAGAACCUCAUGGUAACCGUAGCCGCUGCACCGCCGACCAGUCAAAUGACCAGGAAAAGCCAUAUCGGCAAAUCAGAGAUUGCACUCCGCUCCACUCCACCGGUUCAACGGAACGUCGACGUCACGAAUGGCAAUGUCAAGAAGUCUGGUUUGGAAAUUGGCUUGGGGUUGCCGAGCGUCAAUGCUGGUGCAAAGCUUGCGUCUGCGGGAGGGGUUAGGAACGAGGUUGUGCAUGAUAUGUUGGUCACAACGCGAGUAUUGGGUGCUCCUUCGACAGCCACGACCAAACCGGCGACUGCUAAUGGCGCCAUCGCGUCUGUGUCAAGAGCACUGAGCUACAUUAGCGGCGGAAAUGCUCGAUCAUGA